Molecule: messenger RNA, 1108 nt
Organism: Belonocnema kinseyi
Lineage: Eukaryota; Metazoa; Arthropoda; Insecta; Hymenoptera; Cynipidae
Product: leucine-rich repeat extensin-like protein 2
Exons: 3
Coding region: 16-735 (239 amino acids)
Source: RefSeq, a predicted model, not a curated record
UAGGUAGGUAUAUAAAUGUCUCGGAAACAAGUGCGGCCGAGCAUACACGAGAGAACGAGUGUACGAGCGAGUUUCUGUCAAUCUGUCAGUUCAUUCCUGACGUUCCACAUAUCCGUCAAUUCUAAAGUGCCAGUAAAUAUGAGGGCUCUAAUUAUAUUGCUCUUGACUUGGACUUUUUCGACAUCCGCCAGACCGGAACCUCCAUCAUCUUACUUUCCGCCUUCAGGAGGUGGUGGUGGCGGGGCUUAUCCGCCUGGAAUAGGCGGCACCGGCGGUAGUGGAAGUUACGGGUCACCGGCAGCGCAACCAGCAUCAAGCUAUGGGACACCUCAACGACAACCAAUCAUUCAUAAACACGUCUACGUGCAUGUGCCGCCACCUGAGGCGCCAGAGUACAAGGUCCCUAAGUACGUUGCACCAGCCCCACCCCCACAAAAACACUACAAGAUCGUCUUCAUAAAGGCGCCAACCCCGCCAACACCAACAUCACUAUCGCUGCCUGCUCUUCCAUCUCAAGAUGAGGAAAAGACUUUGAUUUACGUUCUUGUUAAAAAACCAGAAGAAGCUCCAGAAGUUGUUCUUCCUACACAAGCACCUACUCAACCCAGCAAACCGGAAGUCUACUUCAUCCGGUACAAAACACAGAAAGAGCAACAGAGUCAAGAAUAUGGACCUCCUUCACCACAAUCAACCCCAAUCGACAAUUAUGGUCCUCCAAGCAACGGACCUUAUUAGAUUUUAAUUAAAAAUAAAGUAACAUCAAAGGAAUAAUAAUAACUGUGCUGGCAAUGACCCUGUUCUUCCUUACAAUUAUGAAUGCCCGUGCAAAUUUUGGCUCAGACUGAAAUAUCUCACAAGUGCUUUAAAUUACGUGGCUAGAAACUGUACAUAAAUUAACGAUUACUUAUGAAGUAUUUGUGUAAUCAUUUACCAUCGCAAGAAAAAAAGUAAGUCAAACAAUGGCACUGAACUUUUUGUACAACUAAUUUUCUUCAUUCACGUAGUGUAUUAUACUGUGUAUAAAAGAAAAUAUGUACGUAGAGCUUAUAUAAAAAAAUAUUUUUAUUCUUUUUACAUCUGUUAAAUUUAGGUAAUAAUAUUAUACUUA